Vitis riparia (riverbank grape) is the source of this 589-nucleotide messenger RNA. RefSeq lists its product as uncharacterized. Lineage: Eukaryota; Viridiplantae; Streptophyta; Magnoliopsida; Vitales; Vitaceae. Bases 59 to 412 code for a protein of 117 amino acids. The transcript has a single exon. The record is from RefSeq and is a predicted model, not a curated record.
CUUCACAUCUUCCCCGCUCUCUAUUCAUAUAAAACGAUCCAUUCAUUUCUUUUCGAAGAUGGGUUUCACUUCUAGGAAAUUAGUCCUCUUGGUGGUGCUUUUCAAUUUCACGCUUCUCUCAGCUUGGAGUUUCCGAGAACUUGAAGCAAUGCGGCUACUAGGAGGAGGCCAAUGGGCGAAGAGAAACAGUCUUGUGCUUCAGUCUCUGCAGAAAGGUCCAGUGCUGCCAUCCGGCCCCAGUCCUUGUACUCACAUCCCAGAACAAAGGGCAGGGCGAUGCACCUUCAAUGAAAAGAAUAUAGCUGACGACAUUGCAACUGCACCUCCAGCCGUUUCCGCGUACAUGCUGGCAGAGGAUGCUGUCAUGGCUUCCCUUGCUAAGGAUGGCUAUGACCAAGAUCACAGCUCUUAAUGAUGUAAUCAUAUUUGUGCAUGGAUCAGCUGAUGAGUUAGAUGUGGAAGAUAGAUCCCAAUCCUUAUGAUUAGUAUAUAUGUUUUAUCUCUAACCUUAAUUCAUUUCAUAUACUUGGUUUAGAAAGAAUAACCAAUUCAACUGGUUAGAUAAGAUGCCAUGUAAACUGAGUUUAGU